Messenger RNA from Egretta garzetta (little egret), 588 nucleotides. RefSeq names its product elongin B (gene ELOB). The record is from RefSeq and is a predicted model, not a curated record. Gene Ontology annotation, cellular component: elongin complex; VCB complex. Gene Ontology annotation, biological process: transcription elongation by RNA polymerase II. Lineage: Eukaryota; Metazoa; Chordata; Aves; Pelecaniformes; Ardeidae.
AUGAAUGUCUACUCGAUGAUUUGCUGUUACAAGGCAACAAUCUUCACUGAGGCCAAAGAGAUGACAACUGUGCAUGAGCUGAAAAAGGGGGGAGGAAUACUAAAGAGGCCACCAGAGCCAAAGCAGUUCUACAAAGAUGACCAUCUACUGGAUGGUGUUUCUUUUCUAGACGGUGGCUUAAGAAGCCAAAGCUGCCAUCUUCAUUUUCCUGCCACGGUGGCCUGGGCUUUAUUCAGACUUGGCAAUGGAACCUUUGAACCAUUGUGUACUGACCCCUUCUCAAGCACCCCAGAGCUACCUGAUAUUAUGAAGCCACAGGAGUCUGGUAGCAGCUCUAGUGAGCCAGCCUUGUGGAAAACCAGCAUCUCAUGUUUUGCCUUUUGCAGACAGGGUGCUGGUCUUGUCUAUGUGUCCUGUGUCCACUCACACCCUUCCAAAUGUGUCUAUCUGACCAAUAAAGCAUUGCAAUUCAAUUACAUGUCAGUGUGCUGUAGUGUCCAGGCAGCCAACAAGACUGUUUCCUGGGAUCCUUCUCUCAAAUUAGUGCUAGAGAAGAAGGGUGGCAGCAGCUACAUGUGUUCUUCCUAG